Molecule: messenger RNA, 643 nt
Organism: Lucilia sericata (common green bottle fly)
Lineage: Eukaryota; Metazoa; Arthropoda; Insecta; Diptera; Calliphoridae
Exons: 3
Coding region: 82-507 (141 amino acids)
Molecular function (GO): protein binding
Source: RefSeq, a predicted model, not a curated record
GCAAAAUCAAAUAGGUUUUAGUAGUUAAAACGAUUUAUCAACAAACAGACUGAAAAUUUUUAAAUUAAUAAAUAUAUAAAAAUGUUUUAUUUUAAGUUAACUAUAACUCUGUUUUUAACCAUCUACCUUAUCAAUCCCUGCUUUAGUAAGACCGACGAUGAGGAAAUAAACUGUUCUAUACAAAGAAAAUGUUCAACAAAAGAAGAUAUUGUCUGGGCAUCAGAUGAGCAACAGUGUUAUCUAUUUAGAAACCCUUGUAUAUUUGCUAAUGAAAUGUGUUUGAGAAGAGCUAAAAAUAAAGAAGAAUACAAGGUCGUUACGGAGGAUGAAUGCAAAAAGCAUUGCCAUGAGAUGUGCACUGAGGAAUAUACUCCGGUUUGUGGGGAGUACGAUAAUGCCUAUAAGACUUUUUUCAAUGAAUGUGAUUUUUAUAGACACAGUUGCCAGAAGAAUGAAUCAUACAUUUUCUUACAUAUUGGUGAGUGUGAUCAAGCAGUAGCGGCCUAAACUUUUCAAACCUCAAUUACUGUAUUAAGUAUUAUUGCAUUUUCCAUAAAAUUCAUUGUAAAUAGUAUAUUCAAUUAAAUGUUGUGAUUAAAAACUACAAUAAAAAUGUAACGAACAAAUUAAAAAUAACCGUAAU